AUGGCCAAGCGACGCUGUACUCCGAAGCGCGCGAGCAUGAAUACCAUCGCAGCCUUCCCGCCGGGAGAGAGUCUCCUUGAGCUGCUACCCAGCGAAAUCCACCUGGAGGUCUUCAAACACCUGGCCCCAGCCCAUUUUACCCUCAAAUACACCAAAGACCACCAGGCGCACAGGGCUGCUCUGCGCAACCUCUGCCUGGUCUCCAAGAAGAUGGACGCGCUUGCCAGAGGGGAGCUGUACAGCGACCUCCGCAUGUACAGCAUCGACCGUGCCAUUCGCAUCUUUGCGAUGCUCUUGACGAAUCCACAGCUCACAGGCCAUGUCAAGUCCAUCUUGUUGUUCCCUUCUCAGAAACCGACGCGUAAGGACAGCCUGUUCGUCGACCUGACACCCCUGCGUUCCUUGAACGAUCCCGACUUCGCAUACUGGACAACAGGCGGGGAUCUAGCUAGGGUGGAGAUGCCAGCCAUCACCGGGGACAAGAUGGUCUACAACUUGCUCUACAAGACCCUGUCACGAACGCCGGCGCUGCAGGCUGUGUACAUCAGACUUCCUGGGGAUUACCCCCAUGGCUACGCUCCCCAUGCCGAUCAAAGAGUCACCCGGGGCAGUCUUGACCUCUCUAAGCAGUUGGAUGGGCUGCGUUUGGACACUUCAAUUUCCAAGCUACCUCGCCUCAAGACGGUGGGAAUCUUGGGUGGUGGGUCGGUCCUCCGAAAGUCGUUGGUAUUUGAGGACCUGAUCCGGGUUUUUCAGAGCUUGCUCCGGUCUCCUAAUCUGGUUGAAGUGUCCUGGGUCGGGUUGACUCGAGACCCCAGCUGGAUGACGACUAAAUUCUGGGACGCCCCUCUGCUCACGAGCAACACAGUAGAUUUACUCGUGGCACGACCUGAAUUUAACCAGGUGUCCGCGAGUGUGAAGAAGAUCAAUCUUCGAGGCAUUGAAAUCGUAGCCGACAACAUUGAGGCCCUCACAAGAGCCUUUCCCUCAAUGGAGGCUCUCACGAUCGAAGAUGAUUGCUACAUAUCUAGCGAUAUAAUAUUUCGUAUGUGGGUUAUACGACUCCCGAAGGAGGCAUUCAAUCCUCUGAUGCGAUCGGACAACUUGCACACAUUCGUGUUUGACAAUUAUCCCUUCAGACUCGGAUCUGGGAGGUUCAGCGCAGCCACGACGGGAUGGCACAAGACGGUAGACCUCUCUGCGUUGCCGAAGCUCCAAACUCUGGUGGUGCCACUGGACUUCUUCGCCUACUUCACAGAGGGAGAGAACCGCCUUAUCCAACAGGCGACGGCAAUUCUUCCCGGUUCGUUACGCCGUGUCAUUCUGCUUCUCCAUUCGGCAUGCAAGGAGAGGCUGGCAAAGCAAUUUACGAGGAAGUCCGGCGUCGAGGGGACAACCAGAGAAUUCAUGCAAGAGCUCGCAGCUACUCUCCUCGUCGAAUUUCCCCAUAUCGACAAGGUCGACGUCUGCUACCACAUUGAGCAUUACCGCCAGAACAAGGUCUUCACCCUUGCUGAUCGAUCCAAGCAACUUGAAGUUGGAGAGGAAGCGGCUCGAGCAGACUCGAGCAUGGACUAG
This is a messenger RNA of Diaporthe batatas, 1578 nucleotides long. RefSeq lists its product as uncharacterized. The transcript has 2 exons. The record is from RefSeq and is a predicted model, not a curated record. Bases 1 to 1578 code for a protein of 525 amino acids. Lineage: Eukaryota; Fungi; Ascomycota; Sordariomycetes; Diaporthales; Diaporthaceae.